AUGCACAAUAAUAAGUAUAACACCGAUGUGACGAUAAAUAAGUCGAGCGCGUCCCAAGAUAUAUAUGCGUUUCAAAAAGAAGUCGCGCUCCAGAGACUAUCGACGUUAGCUCUUCAGCAAGCUCGUAAAAAUGUGAUCUUUGCCGAUGAUGCGUUGGCGGGCGAGAAUGCUAUCGAAGAAACAAGGAAGCAGUCCACCAAUACAUUUUUACAAAACUUGGAUAAAAUCUCCAAGAUGGAAAUUAUGAAUGAAACGGUUGAUGCCGAGUCUAAAAACACGGUAGAAGCAGAUUCCAGGUUCGAUUCUCUUUUAGAAAGAUCGAGAGGCGAGGGAUUUAUAAAAACGAACCCGCAUAGGAAUACAGUCACCGGUCGUAAAUCCAUUAUAUUUAUGCCGCCGGGCGUUCCAGCUGCGUUGAACGCAGCUACGCAAGACGCACAGCAUAAGUCCGUUAUUGUGAUAAUCCUCGCUUCGCCGAGAACGGUCCUUCCCUUAACUCUACAUUUACAUACAUACACAGGAUAUCUAUCUAUCGAUGAUUAUUUAUUAUACAAUGUAACAAGUGACAUACGAUUGAUUAUUAUACAGUCGUCACACACAGACGAAGCUAGGAACUCUGGAACGCCUGUGGAACCCCUGUCGAUCGGGAGCGCACAUUCGAGAAUGAAAGCCUCUGUGAAUAUCGGGGUGAAAAGUAUGCAGAUGGAUAUGCCGCCGACCACUUCUCUCACGCCGCUGGAAGCGGUCGCUAUUUCGUGCACGCUCGAGGAAUACCUGGAGAAACUCGCUACCUUCGGUUACGUAAUACAAGCCGACGUCGAUCCGCGUUGGGACGACGCGUUUAAGACGAUCGACGAGACGUACGGGGUGCCCGAUGAGCCUAGGAUAAUCUUUCGAGAAGACAUGGGCCUCCUACCGCUGGUACCCAACGCGAGUGAGAAGAUGCAGAGGGACAGGUGUGCGAGGCAUUUGCGAUCUUCCAGUUCCCAGACGGCACGCGAUAUUUAUGAAAUGUUGGAAAAAAAAAACAUAGAUAUUAGAUAUUCAGCAAAUAUCCACGGAUCUGUUAUUUAUGAAAGAAUAAUCUGACAUUGAUUAGUAUUAAAUAAUUAUCUCUUACGACCCAGAAAAAUGUGGUUCUCACAACGAGAAAUUCCGUUCCCUUCGACCAAAGUGCGUCUGGCUGUUUCCCUUUCUGAUUAAUGCAACCAGACUUUUCUGAUCCGUGAUGAUUUCACUUAAGCGAAAUCACGUGGAUCGUGUUUUUAUUAUUUACGACAAACAUUCUUCAUAUAUAUCUUUCCAUAUUUAUCACAAUCUCUCUCAUGCCCGACUUUCCCGGAGCAUUGGAAUAUUUACGAAAUAUUUCAUAUUUAUACUCAAAAAGCACUUUAUAAAUAUCGCGCGCUGUCUGGGAUAUUCUCCGAGUUACGUUCCGCGUGAAGAUUUCACGCAGCCUCUCGUGGGCGAGAGAACAUCUUCGCGAAUAUCCGCUCAGGAACUACGUGCAGAAGGUCCUCGAAAAAGUUUUUCACGACGUGAGGGACAACCGAAGAUUCGACAGUCUGCAGAAAGAAAUUCAUGAAAUUGCGAAGAAGCAAGAGAGCGAGCAUAAUCUCUCGGUGGACGCGGAGAUAUGGCAGGACCAAGCGGAGCAACUUCGGGAGCUGCUGGAGAUUGAUCGAAAGGCGAACGAGGAGAAUAGGAAGAAGACGAUUAGUCUCGAUCAGAAAAGCGACGCGCAGGUCGACCACGCGAUAUUCUCGAACAGCGCGAAACUAAGUAAUCCAUGGGCGCGCAGAAGCUUGCGGCAACAUUGCCGCAACAUAAUGCUCAAUAUUGCUGCAAUGUUGCAACAAUGUUAACGUUAGCUUUUGUGCGAGAAGUUACACGGACCAUUUCGAUGCCGCACUCUCGAUAUCCUAAAUCCCGUCGUUGCGGUGUUGC
Messenger RNA from Dinoponera quadriceps, 1947 nucleotides. RefSeq lists its product as uncharacterized. The transcript has 4 exons. Lineage: Eukaryota; Metazoa; Arthropoda; Insecta; Hymenoptera; Formicidae. Bases 1 to 1089 code for a protein of 362 amino acids. The record is from RefSeq and is a predicted model, not a curated record.